Lingula anatina is the source of this 1222-nucleotide messenger RNA. RefSeq lists its product as uncharacterized. Lineage: Eukaryota; Metazoa; Brachiopoda; Lingulata; Lingulida; Lingulidae. The record is from RefSeq and is a predicted model, not a curated record.
AUGGCAUCCAUGGCCACCUUCUCAUGUUGUAGGCGUCCUUUAGGCUUCACAGAAUACUUUUUUGCCUUGACAACUGAACUAAAUAUACCCUAUUCACUUGCAUAUACAUGGCAGCUAGAAUCAAAAUCACCUCUGUCUGUUGACCUCAUCCACCAGGCUGCAGCACUGCUACAGGAAAUCAUGCCUUUACUACGCCUGUGUGUUGUUAAAGAGUUGGACGGCAAAUAUUUCUUUGAAUUAAAGGACACUGUGACUGUUCCCCUUGAAGUCAGCAAUGAGACAGAUUGGAGAAAAGAACAGGAUGAAAUGAUGAAGGUGGUCUACAACCUUAAAACAGGCCCUCUCUGGAAGAUGCGCUUCCUUCCAACAGUUUGCAGAGAGUUGGCUUUGGGAGACACCAGAAAGGAGGGCAACCCUUACAAAUCUGCUGUGAUCUUUGGUAUUGAUCAUGUACUUACUGAUGGAUUUACUAAUAUGAGUAUAUGUAGGCAGUUUCUAAAAAUCCUGAAUGGACUCAUUGAUGGAGGACAACCAGACAAAACUCCACACACUAAAAUAGACCCAUCCCUUGUAGAUUUGAUGCCUCAGAGUGAAAAGGCCUUUGGUUGGAUGGAUUAUCUAGUAGUGGCAAAGUUUAUUUGGAACACAAUGUUUUCUAAACCGAAACCAAACAUUUUUGCAGUGAGAUACCCUCUAGUUGAUACAUACCCAUCACAUACAUUCAGCAUCUCUACAGAUGGCCUUUCCAAGGAGGAAACCAGGCUCUUGAGAAAAAUGUGUAGAUUACAGCAGACAACAGUCAAUGGGGCAUUCACUGCAGCUGCAAGCACAGCCACUGCCUGGAUGAUAUAUGGCAGAAACAAAUCUCAAGGCGAUAUUCAGGAGAAUACAGUAGCUGUAGAGCAGACUGUCAACAUGCGACGUUUCUGUGAGACGGAGGAAGGGAAAAAUGCAUUGGGUGUCUUAUUUUUAUCGACUCUAAUUUCUGUGACACUGUCGCCCUCAAAUGACAAUCCUAAAGCUCUCUGGGAUGCUGCACGAAGUACGAGUUCUCAAAUGCACACAAUUUUUGAAAAUGGUGACUUGCUCAAGCAACUACGUCUGGCAAAUUACUUUGUACAAAAAAUGAAGGCUAAGGAUCUGAGGAGCAAUAUGAAAAUAUCAGCGGAGCAAAGAUGCUUUGCUAUUUCAAACAUGGGGGAUUGUUCUGGAAUUCUGUCAG